This is a messenger RNA of Lineus longissimus, 17079 nucleotides long. RefSeq names its product titin-like. NCBI's taxonomy places the organism in Eukaryota, Metazoa, Nemertea, Pilidiophora, Heteronemertea, Lineidae. The transcript is spliced from 59 exons. Gene Ontology annotation, molecular function: protein binding. The record is from RefSeq and is a predicted model, not a curated record. Bases 1 to 17079 code for a protein of 5692 amino acids.
AUGUGUACAUAUGUCCCUGGCCCACCAAUAAAAUUCCACGUAACUGAUGUGAGCAAGUCUCAAAUCUCCCUUGCCUGGGAACGUCCAUUAUCUGAUGGCGGCACCCCGAUCAAGGGUUACAUUAUCGAGCGAAAGUCCAAGACAAGUCAACGCUGGGUCAAGAUGAACAAGACACUCGUCCCAGAGCUUGCCUUCACUGUGACAGAUGUGACAGAGAAUCAGGAGUAUGAGUUCCAGGUCUCUGCCGAGAAUGCCGAGGGUGUUGGUGCUCCUGCGGAUACUCUUGGACCAAUCAAAGCUAAGAAUGCUUUUGAUGUUCCCGAACAGCCAGGCAAACCCAAGGUUGUAGAGAUCACUGCUGAGACGGCCAAGGUGACUUGGUCCCCUCCAAGAGACGAUGGUGGCAGUCCUAUUGUGAACUACCUUCUCGAAAUGAAGAAGCCUUCUGACACAAAAUGGUCUUCUGUCAAUGCUGACUUCACAAUUCCCUUGCCGGAGCAUACCGUGCCAGGCUUGAAGAUGGAGACUGACUACAUGUUCAGGGUGACAGCUUACAACAAGGCUGGGCCCAGCAAACCAUCCGAACCUUCAGAUGUGGCCAAGUAUGAAACGCCAGUCAAGAUCAUACGUGAGCUCAAGGACAGCCAGAUCAAGAAAAUUCCUGACAAAGUGACUUUGGAAGCCGAGCUUAACAAGCCCAAUGUUGAGGUGCAGUGGUUCAAGAAUGAUCAGCCCAUCUCACCAAGCCCCAAGUACAAGAUCGAAGCAAAGGGCAACAUUCAUCGUCUGACUGUAAAUGAUGUAAACGCAGAAGAUGAUGCAGACUACACAAUGAAGGUCAAGGACACAGACCUGAAGACAACUGCUGCUAUCUUUGUUGAAGUGCCUCCUAAGUUCAUGCUUGACAAGAAGUUUGAGGACACCAUCAUCAUGAAGGUCAAGACAUCCAAGGUCAUUGAGGUGCCGUUUGUCGCCAGCCCGAUGCCAAAGAUCACAUGGGCUUUCAAUGACGGCAAAUUCUCUGAUGAGAAACGUGUGACCGUGGAGACAAUCCGCGGUAUGACUGCCCUGACGAUCAGUCGAGCUGAGAGACAGGAUGCCGGAGAUUACACGCUCAAGAUCGAGAACAAGUUCGGCACAAUAAGCAUGACUGUUCAUGUCAAGGUCCUUGAUAAACCAACACCAGUCAGAAAUCUUGCUCCUGAUGAGAUCACACCAGAGUCUGUUCACCUGACAUGGAAGGAACCAGAAGAUAAUGGUGGCUCUGACAUCACAGCAUACAUCAUCGAGAGACGCGACGCUAACCGCCAGAGUUACAACAAGAUUGGCCAGGUCAAAACUCUUGACUACCUGGCCACAAAGCUAGUGGAAGGCAACCAAUACGUCUUCCGAGUCAUUGCAGAGAAUGAGGUUGGACAGAGCGAUGGGGUUGAAACAAAGUCAAUCACCGCCAAGUAUGGGUUUGACAAACCAGGUCCCCCUGAAGCUCCAACCAUCUCAGAUAUCUUCAAGACUUCUGCCACUCUCAACUGGCAGCCGCCAGCAAAUGAUGGUGGGGCUCCAAUCCUUGGAUACCACCUUGAGCGCCGCCUGACUUCCAGUUCCCGCUGGACCAAGAUCAAUGACAAGGUCAUCAAGGAGUUGACCUUCAAGGAUGAUGACCUUAAGGAGGGCAUGGAGUACAUGUACCGCGUAAUGGCUGAGAACAAGGCUGGUGUCGGGCCACCAAGUGAACCAAGCAAGCCUUUCACUGCUAAGGACCCUUGGAAUAAACCAGGACCACCUGGAAUUCCCGACUUCAGCGACAUCACAGAUACUUCUGUACGCCUGGCUUGGACUCCUCCUACCGAUGACGGUGGGGCCCCCAUCACCGGAUACCACAUUGAACAUCAAAUAGCAGGAUCUGGAAAGAAAUGGACGCCGUCUACCGUUGAUAAGGUUACAGAGACAACUCUGGUUGUCAAGAGGUUGAAAACAAAUGAGCAGUAUGUGUUCCGAGUCUGCGCCGAGAAUAAGGUUGGGACUGGGCCAUUCUCCAAGAAUACCGAACCUAUCAAAAUCAAGGCACCGCUUGUUGGUGACGCACCAGUUCUCGAGUCUGACCUUCAGGAUGUAACCGUUGUCAUGCCACUGGAUGCAGUCAUGGAAUGUGACAUCAAGCCUGGAAGUCCAGCUGCUGAAAUCAAGUGGUUCAAGAAUGGCAAACAGAUCACGACCAAUGGUAAAUACAAGAUGACCUACAAGAACAAGGUCGCAAAGAUGAUGGUGACUGACACCAAACCCGAGGAUGCUGCUGCUUACAAGUGUGUGGGAUCCAACAUCAUCGGCAGUGUGGAGUCAUUUGCUAACCUCACUGUGCACAUGCACCCCAAUAUUGAACAUGACAAGAAAUACAAGGAGCCCCAGUCCCUGAAGGCUGGCAAGACGUACACCCUCCCCGUCACCAUCACGGGUAUACCUACACCUACGGUAACAUGGACCAUCAACGACAAACCGCUUCAAGCAAGCAAGAAUGUCAUCAUUGAGGCUAAAGAUACACAUCAUACGAUUACUGUCAAGAACUUGACAAGACAAGACGGCGGAAGCUACUCUGUCGCCGCGGAGAAUAUUGUCGGGAAGAAGUACGCUGAAUUUGAACUCAAAGUUCUGGACAAACCGUCACCUCCGCGUGAAUUGAAGGUCACGGAGGUCCAGCGUGAGGCUAUAUCUGUUGCAUGGCAGCCAUCUGAGGAUGACGGAGGUUCGCCUAUCACCAACUACAUCUUGGAGAAGCGCGAUGCCAAGAAGAGUACAUGGUCUAGCGCCGGCAAAGUCAAACCAAAGGAAUUGGAAUUUACGGUUGCAAAACUGAUCGAGGGCAAUGAGUACUUCAUCCGUGUGAUUGCUGAGAAUGAGAUUGGUCGUAGUGAACCGUGUGAACUCAAGGAGCCUGUCAAGGCCAAGAGUCCAUUUGAUGUUCCUGGUCCACCAAUUAACCUACACUACACUGAUGUCAGUAAGAAGGCUAUCGCUAUCGCCUGGGAGAAACCAAAGUCUGAUGGAGGCUCCAAAAUCAUUGGCUACAUUGUCGAGAAGCGUCAAGCCACUAGCACUCGCUGGGUCAAAUUGAACAAGACGCCAGUUCCAGAGUUGUCCUACAACGUGACUGACGUAAUUGAGAACCAGGAGUACGAGUUCCAGGUCUCGGCAGAGAAUGCUGAGGGCGUCGGAGCUCCUUCCAAUACGAUUGGACCAAUCAAAGCCAAGGAUGCAUUUGGUGUACCUGGUCAACCGGGCAAACCCAUUGUAGAGGAGAUUACUGCAGACACUGCCAAGCUCACGUGGUCACCUCCACGUGACGAUGGUGGUGCCCCCAUCACAAACUACACCGUCGAGAUGAAACAGCCGAAUGAGUACAAGUGGUCCGUUGUCAAUGCUGACUUCACCGUGCCGAACCCACAGCAUGCUGUGACUGGUUUGAAGGCUGUGACAGAUUAUAUCUUCAGGGUGACAGCUGUCAACAAGGCUGGACCUGGCAAGGAGUCGGAGCCAUCAGAUGUGGCCAAAUAUGAAACCCCAAUCGAAAUCAUCAAGCCAACAGAAGAUGUAGAGGUCAAGAAGAUGCCAGCAGACGUCAGUUUCGAAUGUAAACUCAACAAAGCAGAUGUUGAUGUCGAAUGGUACAAGGAUGGCAAACUGCUCGCACCCAACAAGAAAUACAAGAUGGAGGCCAAGGGCACCAUCUAUAAACUGACUGUGACUAGUGUGAAUGAUGAGGAUGAUGCUGAGUACAUGUUCAAGGUCAAGGGCAAAGAUGUCAAGUGCAAGGCUGGGUUGUUCGUUGAAGUUCCACCCAAGUUCAUGCUUGACAAGAAGUUUGAAGAUACCAUCAUCAUGAAGGUCAAGACAUCCAAGGUCAUUGAGGUGCCAUUUGUCGCGAGCCCGAUGCCAAAGAUCACAUGGGCUUUCAAUGACGGGAAAUUCUCUGAUGAGAAACGUGUGACCGUAGAGACGAUCCGCGGUAUGACAGCCCUGACCAUCAGCCGAGCUGAGAGACAGGAUGCCGGAGAUUACACGCUCAAGAUCGAGAACAAGUUCGGCACAAUCAGCAUGACUGUUCAUGUCAAGGUCCUGGAUAAACCAACACCGGUCAGAAAUCUUGCUCCCGAUGAGAUCACACCAGAGUCUGUUCAUCUGACAUGGAAGGAACCAGAAGACAAUGGUGGCUCUGACAUUACAGGAUACAUCAUUGAGAGACGCGAUGCUAACCGCCAGAGUUACAACAAGAUUGGCCAAGUCAAAACACUUGAGUACCUCGCCACAAAGCUAGUGGAAGGCAACCAAUAUGUCUUCCGAGUCAUUGCAGAGAAUGAGGUUGGACAGAGCGAUGGGGUUGAAACGAAAUCCAUCACCGCUAAAUAUGGCUUUGACCCACCAGGUCCACCUGAGACUCCAACCAUCUCCGAAAUCUUCAAGACAUCUGCUGUCAUUUCCUGGCAACCACCAGUCAAUGAUGGCGGUGCCAAGGUCACUGGGUACCAUCUGGAGCGCCGCUUGACCUCGAGCAACAGAUGGUCCAGGAUCAACAAGAAGGCAAUAACGGAGUUGACCUUCAAGGAUGAUGACCUCAAGGACGGUAUGGAGUAUGAAUACCGUGUGAUGGCUGAGAACAAGGCUGGAAUUGGGCCACCGAGCUCACCAUCCAAACCAUUCACAGCCAAGGAUCCUUGGGAUAAACCUGGGCCACCUGGUAUCCCAGAAUUCAGCGAAAUCACCGACACAUCUGUACGCCUAACAUGGACUCAACCCACUGAUGAUGGUGGUGCCCCUAUCACAGGUUACCAUGUCGAACAACAGGUCCUCGGUUCCGGCAAGAAAUGGGCACCAUCUUCUGUCGACAAGGUGACAGAGGAGACGUUACUUGUCAAGCGACUCAAGACAGACACGGAGUACGUUUUCCGAGUGUGCGCUGAGAACAAGGUUGGCACUGGACCGUUUUCCAAGAACACGGAACCGAUCAAGAUCAAGGCAAUUCUAGUUGGAGAUGCACCAAUCCUUGAUCUCGACCUCGAAGACAAGAUUGUCAUCUCACCAGCUGAAGCUGUCAUGGACUGUGAGAUCAGGUCGGGUAGCCCCGCUGCUGAAAUCAAAUGGUUCAAGAAUGGCAAGCUGAUCACCUCCAAUGGUAAAUACAAGAUGACCUACAAGGACAAGUUGGCCAAACUGGUUGUCACGGACACCAAACCCGAGGAUGCCGCUUCUUACAAGUGCGUGGGAUCCAAUAUCAUCGGAAGUGUUGAGACUUCGGCUAAUCUAGUUGUGCACUUGCACCCAGGUAUUGACCACGACAAGAAAUACAAGGAACCUCAGUCCAUCAAGGCUGGUAAGACGUUCGCCGUCCCAGUCAAGGUGACUGGUAUACCCAAACCUGCCGUCACUUGGUCCCUGAACAACAAGCCACUCUCUACCUCCAAGAAGGUUAUCUUGGAUAUCAAGAAUGGGGACCAGACGAUCACCGUUAAGGAGUUGAAGAGAGAAGAUGCUGGGAUCUAUACAGUCUCCGCUGAGAACGUUGUUGGACGUAAACAUGCUGAGUUUGAACUGAAGGUUCUCGACAAACCAUCCCCACCACAAGACCUGAAGGUCACCAAAGUAGAGCGUGAGGCAAUCUCUGUUGCCUGGCAACCACCAAAGGACGAUGGUGGUUCACCAAUCACACGGUAUGUCCUGGAGAAACGUGAUGCCAAGAAAUCGACAUGGUCCAGCGCCGGCAAGGCCAAGCCAACAGAACUUACGCAGACAGUCUCUAAACUGAUCGAGGGCAAUGAGUACUUCAUCCGUGUGAUUGCUGAGAAUGAGAUUGGUCAGAGUGAACCGUGUGAACUGAAGGAGCCUGUCAAGGCCAAGAGUCCAUUUGAUGUUCCUGGCCCACCACAGAAACUACAUCCCACAGAUGUUAGCAAGACCAAAAUAUCCAUCGCUUGGGAGAAACCCAAAACAGAUGGUGGGAGUCCCAUCCUUGGCUACAUCAUCGAGCGCAAAGGUGCCACAAGUACCCGAUGGGUCAAACUAAACAAGACACGAGUGCCAGAGUUGGCCUAUGAUGUCACAGAUGUUACAGAGAACCAGGAGUAUGAGUUCCGUGUAUCGGCCGAGAAUGCAGAAGGCCAAGGACCGCCAUGUGAUACACUUGGACCAAUCAAAGCAAAGGAUCCUUAUGACGUCCCAAGCAAGCCCGGCAAACCAGUGGUCGAAGAGAUCACAGCCGAAUCUGCCAAGGUAACCUGGAGCCCCCCACGAGACAAUGGUGGAAGCCCUAUUGUCAACUACCUACUUGAAAUGAAGCAGCCGUCCGAUUACAAGUGGUCAGCAGUCAAUGCUGACUUCACCAUCCCGACGCCAGAGCACACUGUCAAGGGGUUGAAGGCCGAGACUGAUUAUGUGUUCAGGGUGACAGCUGUCAACAAGGCUGGACCUGGAAAGGAGUCUGAGCCAUCUGAUGUUGCCAAAUAUGAAGUUCCGUUGAAGAUCCUCAAGGAACUUGAAGACACCGAAGUCAAGAAGAUGCCAGCAGAUGUCACAUUUGAAUGUAAACUCAACAAAGAGGAAGUGGAAGUCGAAUGGUACAAAGACGACCAUCUCUUGACUCAUGGCAAGAAAUACAAGAUGGCAGCUAAGGGCGCCACCUAUAUACUCACUGUUAAUGAUGUCAAUGAUGAGGAUGAUGGUCCAUAUACAUUCAAGGUCAAGGGCAAAGACCUGAAGUCGCAGGCGGGACUCUUUGUUGAAAUCCCACCCAAGUUUAAUUUGGAUAAGUCCUUCAAGAAGACCAUUAUAAUGAAUGUUAAGACCUCCAAGGUCAUUGAGGUACCAUUCGUCGCCUGCCCGAUGCCCAAGAUCGCAUGGGCUUUCAACGACGGUAAAUUCUCCGAUGAGAAACGUGUGACUGUGCAGACAAUCCGUGGUAUGACAGCCCUGACGAUCAGCCGUGCUGAGCGACAGGAUGCCGGAGAUUACACACUCAAGAUCGAGAACAAGUUCGGCACAAUCAGCAUGACUCUUCAUGUCAAGGUCCUGGAUAAACCAACACCCGUCAGAAAUCUUGCUCCCGAUGAGAUCACACCAGAGUCUGUUCACCUGACAUGGAAGGAACCAAAAGACAAUGGCGGCUGUGACAUCACAGGUUAUAUCAUCGAGAGACGCGACGCCAACCGCCAGAGUUACAACAAGAUUGGGCAAGUCACGAAGUGUGAGUUCAAAGCGACGAAGCUUGUGACUGGUUCCCAGUACGUCUUCCGUGUCAUCGCAGAGAAUGAGGUUGGACAGAGUGAGCCGGUCGAUACUAAGACCAUCACAGCAAAGUUUGGCUUCGACAAACCAGGAGCACCGGAUGCACCAACCAUCUCCGACAUCUUCGUCAACUCUGCCACCGUAUCUUGGAAACCGCCAUCAGAUGACGGUGGCUCCCCGAUCACGGGCUAUCAUAUCGAACGCCACCUGACCUCCAGCACUCGCUGGGUGAAACUGAACAAGAAACUUCUGACAGACUUGACCUUCAAGGACGAUGACCUCAAGGAGGGCAUGGAGUAUGAAUACCGUGUGAUGGCUGAGAAUAAGGCUGGUGUUGGUCCACCGAGUGCACCGAGCAAGCCGUUUACUGCCAAGGACCCAUGGGACAAGCCAGGCCCACCCGGUAUCCCAGAAUUCAGCGAGGUGACAGACACAUCAGUCAAGGUCACUUGGACACCACCAGAAAAUGACGGGGGAGCCCCAAUCAAAAACUAUCACCUUGAGUACUCAACUGGUGCCAAGUGGACACCAGCUACUCUGGAUGUCCUAACAGACACAUAUACGGUCGCCAAGCGACUCAAAACCGAUGGGGAGUACCAGUUCCGAGUUUGCGCUGAGAAUAAGGUCGGAUCUGGCCCGUUCUCGAUGAACAAGGAACCAAUCAAAAUCAAGGCGCCUCUGGUUGGCGACGCCCCGAUCAUGGAUAUGAAGCUUGAGGAUACAACUGUCAUCUGCCCUGAGGAAGCUGUGUUGGACUGCCAGAUCCAGCCUGGGAAACCUGCUGCUGAGGUCAAGUGGUUCAAGGAUGGUAAACAGAUCACCUCAAAUAGUCGCUACACGAUGACCUACAAGGGCAAGAACGCCCAACUCAAGAUUAAGGACACCACCCCCCAGGAUGCUGCAAUGUACAAGUGUGUUGGAUCGAACAAAAUCGGAAGUGUUGAGACAUCUGCUAACCUCCUGGUUCACAAACGACCUGAAAUUGAGUACGAUGAGAAGAAGUUUGCCAAACCGCAGGCUCUGAAGGCCAACACGAUCUUCAACGUCCCGGUCAAGGUCACCGGUAUCCCUACACCCAAGGUCACAUGGACAUUGAAUGGGAAACCCGUCGAACAGUCCAAGAAACUGAACAUUGAGGCCAGAGCCGAGAGCUAUGUCUUGACGGUGAAGAACCUAACCAAACAAGAUUCGGGUGUCUAUACCGUGUCUGCUGAGAAUCUCGUUGGAAAGAAACACGCUGAAUUUGAGCUGAUUGUGACGGAUAAACCUUCUCCGCCGCAUGAUUUGAAGGUCACAGAAGUCCAGAGGGAUGCUGUGAUGGUUGCCUGGCAACCACCAGUGGAUGAUGGUGGCUCGCCGCUCACGCAGUACGUCCUGGAAAGACGCGAUGCCAAACGCACAAACUGGACCAGCGCUGGAAAGUGCAAGCCAACAGAGUUGACGCAGUUGCUUACUAAACUUAUUGAAGGCAAUGAGUAUUUCAUCCGUGUGAUUGCUGAGAAUGAAAUUGGUCAGAGUGAGCCAUGUGAACUGAAGGAGCCAGUUAAACCAAAGAGUCCAUUUGAUGUUCCUGGUCCACCCCGGAAUCUCCACUGCACCGACGUCAGCAAGAAACAAAUCUCUAUCGCUUGGGAAAAACCAAAAUCUGACGGAGGCUCCAAGAUUAUUGGCUACUAUGUCGAGCAGCGCAAGGCCAAGAGUUCCAGGUGGAUUCGACUCAACAAGAGGCCAGAACCCGAGUUGUUGUACACCGUGUCGGAUGUCAUCGAGAACCAGCAGUAUGAGUUCCAGGUCAUGGCGGAGAAUGCCGAGGGUGUUGGCGCUCCCGCUGAUACACUUGGACCAAUCAAGGCCAAGGAUGCAUUUGACCCGCCCGGCCAACCAGGCAAACCAAAGGCAAGCGACAUGACCGAGACAUCUGCCAAGCUUACCUGGUCACCUCCACGUGACAACGGUGGUGCCCCCAUCACUAACUACACCGUCGAGAUGAAGCAACCGAUGGAGUACAAGUGGUCAGUAGUCAACGCUGACUUCACCGUUCCCAUGCCAGAGUACACCGUGCAGGGAUUGAAGAAGGAGACCGACUACAUCUUCCGGGUGACAGCACAGAACAAGGCUGGUGCAGGACCACCAUCUGAACCGUCUGAUAUUGCUAGAUACGAAAUUCCUCUUGAGAUCCUGAAGAAUCUCGAGGACCAACACGUCAAGAAGAUUCCUUCCACCGCGACGUUCGAAUGCACCCUCAACAAACCCGACGUCGACGUUGAAUGGUACAAGAAUGACCAACACUUGUCGCACAGCAAGAAAUACAAAAUGGAGAACCGCGGGAAAUUGUACGUUUUGACGAUACAGAAGGUCGACGAUGAGGAUGACGCGGAAUAUACGUUUAAGGUCAAGGACAAGGAUCUCAAGUCACAGGCUGGGCUCUUCGUUGAAGUGCCGCCAGUUUUCAUGGUCGAUAAAAACUUCAAGGACACUAUCAUAAUGAAGGUCAAAACCUCCAAGGUUAUCGAAGUGCCCUUCAACGCCAGCCCCAUGCCAAAGAUCACUUGGGCUUUCAACGAUGGUAGAUUUACCGAUGAGAAACGUAUGACUGUUGAGACAAUUCGUGGUAUGACCGCGCUGACGAUCAGCCGUGCUGUGAGGGAUGAUGCUGGAGACUAUACACUCAAGAUUGAGAACAAGUUUGGCACCGUGAACAUGACUAUUAAGGUCAAGGUCUUAGACAAGCCAUCGCCACCCCGAAAUCUCCGCACAGAUAACGUCACUCCAGAGUCGGCCCAUCUGACCUGGAAAGAACCAGAAGACAAUGGCGGCUGUGACAUUACCGGUUACAUCGUCGAAAGGCGUGACGCUAACCGCCAGAGUUACAACAAGAUCGGCACCACCCAGAAGUGCGAAUUCACCGCCACGAAACUUGUCGAGAACAAUUCAUACAUCUUCCGAGUGGUUGCAGAGAAUGAGGUCGGACAGAGUGAACCUGUCGAAUCGUCGACAAUCAUUGCGAAAUACGGAUUUGGCGCAGAUAAACCCGGACCACCAGAGGAACCAGAGGUGACCGACAUCUUGCGGACAAGUGCUGUUGUCACCUGGAAGCCACCAACCAAUGAUGGUGGCUCCAAGGUCACUGGAUACCAGGUUGAACGCCGCCUGACGACUAGUAACCGCUGGGCCGUCAUUAAUAAAAAGCCGAUCACGGAUUUGUCCUACAAGGAUGAGGACCUCAAGGAUGGAAUGGAAUAUGAGUAUCGCGUCGCCGCCCAGAAUAUGGCCGGUGUUGGCGAACCUAGCUAUCCUUCAAAGAAGUUUACUGCCAAGGACCCAUGGGACAAACCCGGACCACCUGGCAUCCCCCACUUUAGCGAGGUGACAGACUCCUCUGUCAAGGUGACCUGGACUGCACCAGAAGACGAUGGGCGCACCCCAAUCACUGGCUACCACCUGGAAAUGAAACCAGCUACAGCAUCAAAAUGGACCCCAGCAUCUGUUGACAAGGUUACGGAUCUGAACUUCAUUGCACGGAGACUCAAGACGGAUACGGAAUACGUUUUCCGCGUUUGUGCUGAGAACAAGAUCGGAACUGGACCGUUCUCAAAGGCAACGGAACCGAUCAACAUCAAGGCUCCUCUGGUUGGUGACCCACCAGUGAUCGAGGGCCCACUCCAGGACGUGACUGUCGUCUCAUCAACUGAGGCUGUCAUGGAUUGCGACAUCGAACCUGGCGAACCUGCAGCAGAGAUUGAAUGGACUAAGGAUGGCAAACAGUUGCGGUCCUCCGGCCGAUUCUCUCUGACCUACAAGAACAAGACUGCUCAGCUGAAGGUCAAGGACACGACCCCUGACGACGCGGGUGAAUACAAGGUCACAGCGUCAAACGUUAUUGCGAGUGUCGACACUAAGGCGCAUCUUAUCGUGCACAUGGCACCCACUAUUGAAUAUGAGAAGAAAUACAGCGAACCCCAAGCAGUUAAAGCGGGAAAAUCCUUCAGUGUAUCGGUGACCGUCUCUGGUAUCCCGACACCACGAGUCUCCUGGUCUCUGAAUAAUGAUGUCCUGGAGGAAAACAAGAGGAUUACUCUUGACUCUCGUGAGAGGAAACACUACACGAUUACUGUCAAGAAUUUGAAGAAAGAGGACGCCGGUGUCUAUACCAUCUCGGCCGAGAAUAUCGUUGGCAGGAAGAACGCCGAGUUUGAACUCAAGGUUUUGGAUAAACCACUACCACCUCAAGACCUGAAAGUGACUGAAAUCCAGAGAGAUUCUGUCUCGGUGACCUGGCAAGCUCCAAAGGACGAUGGUGGCUCACCAAUCACCAAGUACACGCUGGAAAAACGUGACGCCAAGCGCACUAACUGGAGCAGCGCCGGUUCCGUCAAGGCUAAGGAGCUGACGUCAACAAUCAGCAAACUGAUUGAGGGCAACGAGUACUUCUUCCGUGUGAUUGCUGAGAAUGAGAUCGGUCAGAGUGAACCGUGUGAACUCAAGCAACCAGUGAAACCAAAGAGUCCAUUUGAUGUUCCUGGUGCCCCGAUCAACCUGCGUGCAACUGAUGCUAGCAAAUCAAAGAUCUCCAUCGCCUGGAAGCCACCAAAGACUGACGGCGGUGCCAAGAUCAAGGGCUACUGGAUCGAGCGUCGCCAGGCCAGGAGCACCCGCUGGGUGAAGCUCAACAAGACUCUCAUUGACGAUCUCGAAUACACAAUGACCGAUGUUGUUGAGGGCCAGGAGUAUGAGUUCCAGGUCAUGGCAGAGAAUGCCGAGGGUGUUGGCGCUCCUGCUGAUGCACUUGGACCAAUCAAGGCCAAGGAUCCUUAUGAUGUACCUGGACCCCCAGGCAAACCAGUCGUCACUGAGAUGCUUGCAAACAAAGCCAAACUCACUUGGACCCAUCCUAAGGAUGAUGGCGGCAGCCCAAUCACAGAAUACAUCAUCGAAUCGAAACGACCAACUGAUUAUAAAUGGUCCGUCGUCAACUUCGACACCAAGGUUACGAGUCCUGAAUACACGGUGCCUGAUCUGAUCGAGAAGAAUGACUACAUCUUCCAGGUGAAGGCUGUCAAUAAGGCGGGUGAGGGGAAGCCAUCAGAGCCAUCUGAUGUGGCCAGAUAUGAUGUUCCAAUCGAAAUUAUCAAGCCAAUUGAUGAGCAGCACAUCAAGAAGAUGCCAGCAGACGUCACCUUCGAGUGCGAACUCAACAAAGCAGACGUCGUUGUCGAGUGGUACAAGAACGACAAAUUGAUCGAUUCUAACAAAAAAUACAAAAUGUCCGCUCGUGGGACUCAUUACACACUCCAGAUUAAGGCUGUGACUGAUGAGGAUGAUGCAGACUAUACAUUCAAAGUCAAGAACAAGAAUGUCCAGUGCCAGGCGGGAUUGUUUGUCGAAGUUCCUCCUAAAUUUAUGGACAAGAAAUUGGAAGACACAAUAACGAUGAAGGUGAAGACGUCCAAGAUCAUUGAGGUGCCGUUUGUCGCGAGCCCGAUGCCAAAGAUCACAUGGGCUUUCAACGAUGGUAAAUUCUCUGAUGAGAAACGUGUGACCGUAGAGACAAUCCGCGGUAUGACUGCCCUGACAAUCAGCCGUGCUGAGAGACAGGAUGCCGGAGAUUACACGCUCAAGAUUGAGAACAAGUUCGGCACAAUCAGCAUGAGUAUCAGAGUGCGAGUCUUAGACAAACCAUCUGUUCCAAGGUCAUUUGUCCCAGAUGAGGUCACUCCUGAAUCUGCCCAACUUACGUGGAAGGAACCAGAAGACAGUGGCGGCUGUGACAUCACAGGUUACAUCAUCGAGAGGCGCGACGCCAACCGCCAGUCGUGGAACAAAAUCGGCACCACUGACAAGUGCGAAUACCAGGCAACACGUCUGGUGGCGGGCAACUCAUAUGUGUUCCGAGUCUCGGCGGAGAAUGAAGUGGGUGUUGGCCCUGCUGCUGAGAGCAAGACUGUGACUGCCAAAUACGGAUUCGAGAAACCUGGUGCACCAGACGCACCCAUCGUAUCCGAGAUCUUUGUCAAUAACUGCCAAGUCACUUGGAAGGCUCCAUCUAAAGAUGGCGGCUCCCCGAUCCUCGGUUACCAACUGGAACGCCGCUUGACCUCCAGCACUCGCUGGUCCAAGGUCAAUAAGAAUGGCCUGAAGGAUCUGACCUUGAAGGAUGAUGACCUCAAGGAGGGCAUGGAGUAUGAGUACCGGGUUGCUGCUGAGAACAAGGCUGGUUUUGGACCAUUCAGUCCUCCGUCUAAGCCUUUCACUGCUAAGGAUCCAUGGGACAAGCCAGGUGCUCCUGGUACCCCAGAACUCAGCGAAAUCACUGACUCCUCCAUCCGACUUGACUGGACCCCACCUCAAAAUGAUGGUGGCGCCCCCAUCCUCGGCUACCAUGUCGAAUACAAGUUGGCAGACUCGAGCAAAUGGACACCCGCUUCAAUUGACAAAGUCCUGGAUACCAAUCUGACAGUGCGACGCCUCAAGACGGACGCUGAGUAUGAGUUUAGGGUCUGUGCAGAGAACAAGGUCGGCACAGGUCCAUUCUCAAAGAUUGCGGAUAUUGUCAAGAUCAAGGCUCCACUUGUCGGUGACCCGCCGAAGGUCUUAGAUGAAAUGGCAGAUGUAACCGUCGUAGUCCCAGAAGACGCCGUCAUGGACUGCGUCAUCCAACCUGGUUCCCCGACUGCUGAGAUUAAGUGGCUGAAGGACGGCAAACCAAUCCCGUCUGAUCGCAGAUUCAAGCAGACCUACGAACGAAACACUGCCGAGCUGCGUAUCAAGGAGAGCAAACCAGAGGAUGCUGGGAAAUAUAAAUGCAUCGCCCAUAAUAUAAUCGGGACAGUGGAGACAUCUGGAUACUUGGUUGUCAACAUGCAUCCCAACAUCGACUAUGACAAGAAAUACAAAGAACCAGUCGAACUCGUCGCUGGCAAGACAUUCAGUGUUCCAGUCAAGAUCACCGGAGUCCCAAUGCCCAAGGUCACUUGGUCAACAAACGAGAAGCAGCUAGAACUCUCGAGCAAGAUUAACCUUGUUUUCAAGGACAUGGAUCAUGCCGUUCAUAUCAAGAACGUCACAAGGCAGGACGCUGGUAUCUACACCGUGUCGGCGGAGAACUUGGUCGGACGUAAACACGCCGAGUUUGAACUCAAAGUCAAAGACAAGCCAUCUCCACCACAAGAUCUCAAGGUCACUGACGUACAGAAGGAGUCAAUAUCCGUUUCCUGGCAAGCACCAACUGACGACGGUGGCGCUCCAAUCAAGCAAUACAUUCUUGAGAAACGCGACGUCACGAGGAGUAACUGGACUAGCGCAGGAAAAGUCAAGCCAAAUGAAUUGACACAGACUGUAACGAAAUUGAUCGAGGGCAAUGAGUACCUCAUCCGUGUGAUUGCUGAAAAUGAGAUUGGUCAGAGUGAGCCAUGUGAACUCAAGGAACCUGUCAAGGCCAAGAGUCCAUUUGAUGUUCCUAGCGCCCCUCUGAAGCUUCACGCAACAGAAGUUUGCAAAACUCAAAUCGCCAUUGCCUGGAAGACGCCCGAAUCAGAUGGAGGUUCCAAGAUCAUCGGUUACGUCAUCGAGAUGAGGAAAUCUCACAGCACCCGCUGGACCAAACUGAACAAGACACCAGUUCCGGAGUUGUCAUAUAAUGUGACAGAUGUCGUCGAGAACCAGGAGUAUGAGUUCCAGGUGUCGGCCCAGAAUGCGGAGGGUGUUGGUGCUCCAUCUGUUACCCUUGGACCUAUCAAAGCCAAGGAUCCAUACGAUGUUCCCGGACCACCUGGACAACCAAGAGUCCAUGAAAUCACUGCGGACUCUGCCAAACUGACAUGGGCACCCCCUACAGAGGAUGGAGGCAGCCCCGUUACCAGCUACACCGUCGAGAUGAAAAAACCAAUGGAGUACAAGUGGUCGACAGUCAGUGCUGACUUAACUGUCUCUCUGCCUGAACACACUGUGACCGGACUCAAGGAGUCAGUCGAUUACAUCUUCAGAGUCAGUGCGAGCAACAAGGCCGGCACUGGUAACCCAUCUGAGCCUUCUGAAGUUGCGAAGUAUGAAGCUCCUAUUGAAUUCACCAAACCACUCACAGACCAAGAGGUCAAGAAAAUCCCAGGACGUGCCACGUUCGAGUGCGAAGUCACCAAGACUGACAUUGAUGUGGAAUGGUUCAAGGGGGGCGUCCAGCUCGAGAGAAGCAAUAAAUACAAGAUGGAGACCAUCGGGAAGGUGCAGCGUCUUGUCAUCAGUGACGUGAAUGAUGAGGAUGAUGACAUUUACGUCUGCAAGAUAAAGGGCAAGGAGACCAAGACGUCUGCUGCUCUCAUUGUUGAAGUUCCACCCAAGUUCAUGGUAGAUAAAAACUUCCAAGAUGUCAUCAUCAUGAAGACCAACACAACUAAAAUCAUCGAGGUACCGUUCAUGGCAAGUCCGAUGCCUAAGAUCACAUGGGCCUACAAUGAUGGCAAGAUCCCGGACACGAAGCGUAUCACCGAGCAGACGAUCCGUGGCAUGACUUCGUUGACAAUCAGCCGCGCUGUGAGGAGUGACGCCGGUGACUACACGCUUAAGAUUGAGAAUAAGUUUGGCACAGUGAACAUGUCGAUCAAGGUGAAAGUACUUGACAAGCCAACUGCACCAAGGAAUCUAAAGCCAGUUGAGAUCACACCGGAGUCAUGCGUACUCAACUGGGAAACCCCAGAAGACAAUGGCGGCUGUGACAUCAGCAACUACAUCGUGGAACGCCGUGAUGCCAAUCGCCAAACUUAUAACAAGAUCGGUACAACCAAAGAACUCAACUUUACCGACACAAGGAUUGUUGAAGGGCGGGCGUAUGUGUAUCGGGUGUCGGCUGAGAAUGAGGUCGGAGUGGGUGAACCUGCUGAGACGAAGUCUGUGACUGCCAAAUAUGGCUUUAACAAGCCAGGCCCACCCAACGCACCGACUGUGUCUGAUAUCCUUAGUACCGCAUGCACCGUCAACUGGAAGGCCCCAGUUGACGACGGUGGCGCUCCAAUCACAGGCUACAUCCUUGAACGCGCCAUGGCGAACAGCUCCCGCUGGAUCAAGAUGACAAAAGAGCCAAUCAAGGAGACAACUCAUGAGGUGAAAGACCUCAACGAUGGGACUGAAUACGUCUUCAAGGUCAGCGCUGUCAACAAGGCUGGUGUUGGCAAGCCUAGCCCGCCUUCCAAACCAUUCACAGCAAAGGACCCAUGGAGCAAACCUGGCCCACCAGGAAUCCCGGAGUUCAGCAACAUCACAAACACGUCGGUCAGCCUGACCUGGACACCACCAGAGAAUGAUGGUGGUGCCCCCAUCACUAACUACAUUCUCGAAUCAAAGACAGUCGACGGCUUCAAAUGGAGCCCUGUCACAACAGACAAAAUCACUGAGACAACUUAUGUUGCUAGACGUUUGACGACGGAUGCUGAUUAUGUGUUCCGUGUGAGCGCUGUGAACAAGGUUGGCGCUGGCCCUGCAUCUGAGAACAGAGAACCUAUCAAGAUUAAGGAACCACUUGUUGGUGAUGCACCAGUUCUCAACAGUGACCUUGAGGAUGUGACUGUCAUUGCUCCAGAGGAUGCCAUCUUGGAUUGCAACAUCACAGGUGGCCAGCCUACCGCUGAAAUCAAAUGGUUCAAAGAAGGCAAACAGAUCACGUCAAAUGGCAAAUACAAGAUGUCACACAAUGGCAAAGUGGCCCAACUCAUCGUCACGAAGACCUCACCCAAAGAUACUGCACAGUACAAGUGUGUCGCCUCAAACAUCAUUGGUAGCGUCUCGUCGAGCGCGAUGGUGACUGUCAACAGUAAGUGUUGA